Molecule: messenger RNA, 3849 nt
Organism: Harmonia axyridis
Lineage: Eukaryota; Metazoa; Arthropoda; Insecta; Coleoptera; Coccinellidae
Product: structure-specific endonuclease subunit SLX4
Exons: 4
Coding region: 106-3723 (1205 amino acids)
Biological process (GO): meiotic DNA double-strand break processing; resolution of meiotic recombination intermediates; interstrand cross-link repair
Cellular component (GO): Slx1-Slx4 complex; nucleus
Molecular function (GO): enzyme binding
Source: RefSeq, a predicted model, not a curated record
UAGUUCUAGUUCUAUUAGUUCAAGAUAUAAAAAAAUUAACCUCAAUUUCCAAAUUAGACUUCAAAUUUGCAUUUGUCUAUUUAUUGAACGAAGCAAGUAUACAAAAUGUCAAAGUUUAAAAAAACUGGUGCUAAGACAAAUGAUAAUUUGAAUAUUUCAAAAGAUGAUUUCGAAUCUCCAGUUGUGUUCAAGAAAUUCAAACCAUCUAAUAAAAUCAUCAAUACCAAACGAGCCAAUAAUAAAAAAACGAAAAAACAAUUAACGUUACAUCAAGUUUACCAAGAUAAUUUCAAAUAUUCUGAUGUCGAUUCGGAACAAUUACAACUUGCGUUAGCAUUGUCCAGGUCAAUGAGUGAAAUACAUAAUGAAUGCAGUGAAAAAGAGGAGUUUCCUUUAGCUUCUCAAAAUGAUGGAAAGAAAAAGACACUAUUAGAAUUUGGUUUCAGAACAAAUAAACCCAAAAUAAAUGUGGAAAAUAAAAUAUUAAGGAAAGAACCUUUAAAAACUAAUAAAAAAUCAAAAUUUCGGUUUAUAACUCCUAUUCUUAUGAUGAGAACAGAAGAAGACCGGAAAUCUUUAGUACAAUUGAAAUUAUCAGCAUUGAUUGCACAAAAUCCAGUAGAUUCUUGUUAUAUUCCAAAAGGCCCUCCAGAGAUUUCGAGUGAAGAACUUGAAAAAAUAAGGUGUAUACAAUGUUCAAUUUUUUUUUUUGAUCAGAAAAAUACGUCAUCCGAUAAAGAUCUUUUUCUAGUACCACAUUUAAAUAUUGAAGGAUCGAGAGCUAAAACUGGUUCAUUAUUGAAGGAUUGGAAGAAAAUUCCCUUACGAGAUCAUACUCCAGAACGUUCAAAAAUUAAAAAAUUACAUUCAGUUGAAAUCUCUGAAAUUAAGACUUUUGAGAAUAACGAAUCAAGAGUUAUUUUGCAUUCAAACAUAAUGAAGCUGCCAAAACCAGAAGGAAAGGAUGAACUUCAGAAUUCUUUCAUUAAUUCUCAGUUGUCAGUAGAGUACUAUGAGAGUCCUGUUUCACCUGAUUUAUUUGAUAGUUAUUGCAGUUCAUCAGAAAAUAAGGCAUUGUCACCUUCAGAAAAAUCCUUAAGAAACACAAAAAAAGAUAUUGAAAAUAUAUCCACUCAAACAAAAACAGUAUAUGAAAAUAAGAUGGAAAGUGUAAUAGAGGAAAAUUUCCUAUCAGAUUUCAAUAGUUUUACAAAUGAAGGUUGUAAAGUGCAUUUGGAAAAAACUAUUGAACAAGAAAGCAAGAGUUCUUAUUACAAUAAUGUAGAAUUGUCAAAAAAUGAAUAUGAGGAAAAAAAAUUUGAUAAUGGUAUUGAUUUGAAAUUAAAAAAAAGACCUGAAAUUUGUUUAUCUGUUUCAAGCAUGAGUAAAAAUAAAAUACAAAAUUUAGAACCUCAAUCAAAGGAUAGAGGAGAAUUAUAUGAAAAUAAUGAUUCUUUUAAUGUGCAUACUGUUGUUGUUAGUUCAGAUGAAGAAUUUUCUGUUCUAGAAAAUUCAUUAGUCAAAGCAGAAAGAUCAUUAAAAGUUGUAAAGAAUUUUAAUGAAGAUUUAGAUCCACUUGAAAAAUAUGAUCCUGAUAUUACUAAAGAUUCUAAAAUGUCGAAUAGAAUAUUGCAAAAUGAUCUAUAUUGCCUAGAUGACAAAGAAGACAUAGACUGUCCAUUGAAUAUUUCUGAUAUUGUGAAUAAUGCAAAGAAAAAAUAUUCAAAUGAAAUAGUUUUUAGUUCUGAUGAAGAAAGAAUCGAAUGUUUGUCGGAUAGUUUGAAAAAACUAAGAAAAAAAUAUAUUAAUUCUUCAUUUGAUACUUCGCUGAAAAUAUAUAACAAUUAUCAAUCUGAUGCCUUAAAAGAACGCAAUUUAUUUGAAAGAGACACAUCAAAUUAUUCUCAUCAUUUCGAUUCAAACAAAGACAUUGAAGAAAAGGAAAUCAACCAAAGAAGUUUGCAUUGCUUUCCAAACCUUGUGAAUAAAUGUGAUAAUUUAGCUGAUAUUAUUUCUAGUUCAGAUGAAGAAAAUUUCAAUAGAAUAAUAGAUGAGAAAUUUAUUAAUAAUAAGUUUUUGGAAGUAAAAAAUGAUCUUCAAAGUAUCAAUAGAGAAAAAGUAUCAUUUGAAGUCACUGAAAAAGUUGGGGAGCAAUCUGAAGGAGACAAGGAAAAAACCCUCAAUGCUAAUACUGAGGACUUCGAAAUGCCUGAAAGAAUAUUGUCACCUGAUAGUGAUAAUAAUAUCGAAUCAGACUAUAUACAUUUUAUGGAUGAUAAAGAAAUGGAGUGUCCUUUUAAUAUUUCUAAAAUUGUCAACAAUGUGAAGAAAAAAUAUUUGGAUGAAAUUAUUUCCUCCUCCAGUAAAAAAACAAAAAUUGAACAUUCAUCUGAUAGUCUCAAACUGAAAAAAUUUAGUGAAAAAUAUAAUAAUAUGAGUAAUUGUUCCUUUGAUGUUUCACUUGAAAAAUUCAACAAUGCUCAGUUCAGUUCUUCUGGAGAACACAAUUUAUCUGAAAAACCAUCAUCAGAUUCAUCUAGUCAUCUCAAAUUAAUAGAAUUUGAUAAAGAAAAGGAAUUUAGUGAUGGAAGUUCAGUUUGUUCCCCAAAUUAUUUUAAUGAAGGUAGUAAAUUUGUAGAUAGUAUCAUCUUGAGUUCAGAUGGUGAUAAUUCCAAUACUGAAAUUGAUGGAGAAUUUAUAGCGUCAGAUAUCAAAUCCUUGGACAUUUUAUGCAACUCCCAAAUGGACUAUUCUUCUGAGAAGUCCAAUAUAAUGAAAUCUGAAUUAUCACCAAAUCUUAACCAAUCAGAUAUAUUGAGCUCAAGGAAAUAUAGCUCUCUUGAUACUAAAAAACCUGAAGAAUUGUCAGAUAACUUCAGUGAAUCUUUACUAGAUCAUUUUUUUGAAGGAAAUUUUCACAAUAGUAAAAAUAACAGUUCAGGAUCUGAAGAAAUAUAUAACUCUGUUGAAUCUCAUAUUCAAACAGGAGAAUGUUGGAAUUUCAAGUCAGCUAAGGUCAAUAACGAGCAUGAAGACUCAGAUGUGAAAUCUAAAACACCACUGCGAAAAUACACAAGUUUUAUUGAAAACUCCACACCAUCAAAAAUGACUAAUUUCUCAAAACAUAAAAGUGAGUCAAAUAUAACUCCGAAUAGAAAAUUUGUUAUAAAGACAACAGAUAUUACCCCAAUGGCAGAUUACAAUGCCUUCAGUACACCCGAAAUAGUUCAAGAAUUAGGGAAAUUUGGUUUGAAACCAUUGAAAAGAAAAAGAGGGAUAAAUCUACUAGAACAUAUUUAUGAAACUACUCAUCCAAAAGUGAAAGCCCAUCAAACUGAUGUGAAAACUUUGCCUUUAGUAAAGAGAAGGAGAAGUGAUGAAAGUCAGAAGAUAAAAAACCUUGAUAGGGAGAAUCUCAAGUCAGAAGUAUUGAACAGAUGGUCUGGGUCAAUUUCUGAAAGUGAAGCAAUAUUUGAGAGACAGCGAUCAACAAAAUUACCAACAUGUCAAGUACCUCUACAGAUUGUUUGGCAUAAUUUUUUGAAUGAAAAUCCCAAAAUUUUGGAAAAUAUUUUACUUUACGAGCCUUUGCAAAUUGAAGUGAUUCAUAAAAUGCUGAAGGAAUUGGGUUACAAAUUUCAUUUACAGGAUUUGAUAACAUUUAUGGAUCAGAAAUGCAUAACUAUUCGAGUGGCCCAAACUCAACAUAUUAAAGUGAAAUGAUUUUUUCUUUCCAUAAAUUUCAAUUUAUGGUUGUACAUUCUAUACAUAUAAUACAUAUAUUUUAUUUAUAUUUUGUAUUUCAAAAAUGUAUCUUUUAGGGAAUAAAAAUCUGUUAUUAUAUGUUUA